Sinocyclocheilus grahami is the source of this 1138-nucleotide messenger RNA. RefSeq names its product oxidoreductase-like domain-containing protein 1. Bases 153 to 557 code for a protein of 134 amino acids. The record is from RefSeq and is a predicted model, not a curated record. The transcript is spliced from 2 exons. Gene Ontology annotation, cellular component: mitochondrion. Lineage: Eukaryota; Metazoa; Chordata; Actinopteri; Cypriniformes; Cyprinidae.
UUCCAAUAUGGCCGCGUCCAGUUGAAACGCUACCUGCUGUAUGAGUUUAAAAUAAAUGUUUUUUCAUUUUAUUUGAAUUGAAUUCAAUCUAAUACAUAAGAGCAGCAUGGCGAUUCCUGACAAGACUGUGUGAGCUGUCAUAUGCUUCUGCGAUGCCUUCACUCAAUGCUAUGUCAUGUUUUCAAAGGUUGCACACCUGCUACAUUGCUCUCUUCAAAAACAGAUCCCAUCACUGGACUGUGUUUUCUCAGAGCAGAGCUUUGCACUACACUGCCUGUGAACUGCAAAGCUCAAGCCCAGACUCUUCUUCCACCGUCAGCAGUGUACACCAGACACAGACUGUCCCAGAACCUGUGGACGAGGGCCCUCCAUCUCUCCCCAGCCACUGCUGCAUGAGCGGCUGUCAUAACUGUGUGUGGAUCGAACACGCUGAAAAACUGCUGAAAUAUUACAGCGAUGGUGGAGACAGAGCUCUGGCAGCCAUUGAGGAGAAUGUUCUCGAUGACAACCUGAAGGCUUAUCUUAAAAUGGAGAUCAAGUUGCUGAAGAAGUCCUGAUGCUAGUGAACUUGGGUGGAGAUUUACUGAGAGCAGAUUCAGAGUGUUUCAUAGCAGCAACUAUUUGGACGUUUUGUCAAAAACACGUCCCGGUCAUAUUUCACCUCAAUAUCAAAAGGAAAAACAUAUAUGUUUUAUUGCACGAAGACUAUAAAUCUUAAUUCUAGGAACACAAAAAAUGUUUUUUCAAAAUCCUCAUUUUUGUAACGCAUGCAUUGCAGAUGUUUUUUUGUAAUGUCUUUUAUAGUAUAAAUUUGAGAACAACAAUUUGAUGAGAUUAUGGUGUUUUUUCUUUCAGUAUUCUUCACAGAAUAUAGUACAGUUUAUAAUAAUGGAAAUAUACAUAUGAAAAUGUUGUGAAUUUUUAAGGCAGUGUUCAAUAUUACUGGCCUACAGAACUGACAGAUCCGACUAUACCCAUGAUAAAACCUUAUCUAAAAAAACAUGUUUUUUCUUUAAUAUUUUGAAAACAAUAAUAAAUGUUGAAGAUGUUAUGUAUUUAUAGAUAAGUUUUAUCCUUUUGUAUAUUAAGAGAGUGUACAGUUUCUUAUUUAUUACUUAUUUAAUGUGAUGUGUAACUA